AUGCCUCCUCAUGGCGAGCGCGCACCGCUGUUGCAGCAGAGAUGGAGUGAAGAAGGAGAGCCCCGUACGCACCUGCGCAUCCAGGAUCUUUCCAGCGAUGAAAACCCACGCGAGUGGGCGCGAUGGCGGAAGAUGGCAAACGUUGCUGUAAUAGCGCUCAUGUCAAUUCUCAGCCCCCUUGUAUCUUCCAUGUUCACACCUGGUAUUGCGCAAAUCGCCGACGACCUGAAUUGCAGUACCACAGCCGUCAUUGGAACAACCACCGGUUUCGUGGUCAUGCUGGGCAUCGGCCCUUUGAUCCUCGCUCCUCUCUCCGAGACCUUUGGACGGAGGAAGAUUUACCUUGUUUGCUUCUCGGUAUUUGCUUUGUUGCAGAUACCCGCUGCGCUAGCGCCCAACAUUGCCUUCCUCAUCACAGUGCGCAGCAUCGCCGGCUUCUUUGGCAGUGUCGGCAUAGCCAAUGGCGGAGGAACGAUCAGCGACAUGUUCAUCCCUAGCGAAAGAGCUGGCGUCUUCGGCUGGUAUCUACUAGGUCCAUUACUUGGACCUACUCUAGGUCCACUAUUUGGCGGAAUCAUCGUACAACGCCUUGGCUGGCGCUGGAUCUUUUAUAUAAUGACGAUUGUGUGCUUUGUUAAUACUUUGGCGGGCUACUUCUUCUUACGCGAGACAUAUGCGCCACUCAUCCUGAGUCGCAAAAAGAUAGAAUACGAGUCACAAAGCUCAGAGUGGGAUGGCACGAAAUACUCGUACGAAGGCGAAGAUACGCGUCCACUAUCGGAGAAGCUGUCACAGGCCCUGAAGCGUCCCCCAAAGAUCUUCGCGCAGCCCAUCGUGGCCGUCAUGGCCGUCUACCAGGCCCUCAUCUUCGGAACCACAUACAGCAUCUACACCAAUAUGCAGCCCAUCUACCAGGACGACUACGGCUUCUCCACCGAACAAGUCGGUCUGCUAUACCUCGGACCUGGCUGUGGCUUCCUCUUCGCAGUCUGGUUCCUCGUCCCGCGCAUCGAUACAGUGUACAAGUCGCUGACUGCCAAGAACCACGAAAAAGCGAGACCCGAAUUCCGCCUCCCACUCGCCAACAUCGGCUCCGUCUUCAUCCCCAUGUCGCUCUUCUGGUUUGCCUGGGCGGUGGAGAAACACGCACAUUGGUUUGUGUCGAUUGCCGCAACCUUUUUCUACGGCAUCGGACAGGUCAUGAUUCUCAAUAGUACGCAGAAUUAUUUCAUCGAUAGCUUUGAAAAGUAUGCGGCUAGCGCUAUCGCGGCGGGUACCGUUUUCCGCAGUGUUGUUGGAGGUGUGGUCCCCAUGCUUGCGCCGGCACUGUUCGAUAAGUUGGGCUACGGGUGGGGAAUUAGUACUUUUGCGUUUGUUAGCUUGAUCUUGGCCCCGGCACCCAUUUUGUUCUAUCGGUUUGGAGAGAGGCUGAGGGCGCGCUUUCCGGUGGACUUGUAG
Messenger RNA from Pyrenophora tritici-repentis Pt-1C-BFP, 1458 nucleotides. Its product is annotated as AraJ, Arabinose efflux permease. Gene Ontology annotation, molecular function: transmembrane transporter activity. Lineage: Eukaryota; Fungi; Ascomycota; Dothideomycetes; Pleosporales; Pleosporaceae. Gene Ontology annotation, biological process: transmembrane transport. The record is from RefSeq and is a predicted model, not a curated record.